AUGUGUCAUUCACUUAUCCCAUGCCGUCAGUGCGACGAGCGCCAGCCGAAAUGCUACAACUGCGAACGAUCUCGAAUUUACGUGUGUGAUGGUUUCGAAAAUAACAGCACCGCGUCAGGCUCUACUCUUCCACUCUUAGAGUCUCCGGAAGCUUCCGAAAGAUUCAGUAUUCGGGGCAUAUGUCGCGACAUUGAGAAACCCUCCGCCAAGCGUCUGAAAGCAAGUGGAGUGGAGGUGGUAUCGGCGGAUCUAUCCUCAGAAAGCGAUGUCAGAAGGGUUCUCACAAGAGCCAGUGUCGUAUUCCUCGUAACGGCCUACUCUAGCAACUCUUGCAAUAAGAAAAUCGAAAUCGACCAGGGCAAGAACGUUGCAAGAGUGUCAAAGGUAGCGAGAAGUGUGAAUAUCUUCAGCUCACUUUUAUCUGUGACCGAGAGCACAAAUGGGCAACUGAAACAUGCCCAAGAAUUUGACAGUAAAGCGGAAGUUGAACGAUUCAUCCGUCAACUUGAGAAACCUGCCACAUUUGUUCUUCCGGGAUUUUACAUGAGUCUAUUUACUCCGGGCCAGUAUUUAACCAGGUCGCGCCAAGAUGCUCAGCUCCUGCAGCUCGAAGAGCCUGUCUCGACAAGCUCUACAAAGUUCCCCCUCAUCGACAUUGAUAAGACAUUGGUCGUUCUGUUGUCGCGGCAUCACUUAAGAGAGACUCGUUCCUCGGAAAGCGGAUGCGUGACUAGAGAGGUUCCUGAUGAUGAGUUUCUUAGUCAGAGACCUGUCUCAGGAUCAAACACUACGGAGAGGCAGAUUGAGAUUCUCGAUAUGUAUCGAUUUAUGCGAGGACCAGCUUAUUACCUUAAUGGAAGCUUAGAGAUGAAUCAGAACAUUGUUGGCGGCUUGCUGGUCACAUAUGAGGAGUUUGUGAGAAAUGGAGGGCUGACUUAG
This is a messenger RNA of Fusarium oxysporum Fo47, 939 nucleotides long. Its product is annotated as NmrA-like family-domain-containing protein. The record is from RefSeq and is a predicted model, not a curated record. The transcript is spliced from 6 exons. Lineage: Eukaryota; Fungi; Ascomycota; Sordariomycetes; Hypocreales; Nectriaceae. Bases 1 to 939 code for a protein of 312 amino acids.